Meriones unguiculatus (Mongolian gerbil) is the source of this 4431-nucleotide messenger RNA. It is a transcript of the gene Pcmtd1, whose product is annotated as protein-L-isoaspartate (D-aspartate) O-methyltransferase domain containing 1. The transcript has 6 exons. The record is from RefSeq and is a predicted model, not a curated record. Lineage: Eukaryota; Metazoa; Chordata; Mammalia; Rodentia; Muridae. The coding region runs from base 384 to 1457 and encodes 357 amino acids. Gene Ontology annotation, biological process: protein modification process. Gene Ontology annotation, molecular function: protein-L-isoaspartate (D-aspartate) O-methyltransferase activity. Gene Ontology annotation, cellular component: cytoplasm.
GGCUAGGUCAGUCGGGCUGCCCGGGUCGCGGGCCGCGCGGGUCGGGCCCCGCCCUCCCGCGCCGGCGCUGGCGGACGCCGUGCGGGCCCCGUCGGCUCUCUCCACGGCGCUCCGCCCGCCGCCGGCCUGCAGCUGCUCUGGCCUGGAGGGCUCCCGCCUACGCAGGCUCGUGACGCGGGGGCUGGGACGGGGCUCCGCGGACCCAGCGGGCGCUGCUGCCGCUGCUGCUGCUGCCGCUGCUGCUGCCUGAGCGGCUCCUGCGUCUUCGGUUUAAUUUAUUUUUGGAAAUCAAGUUCAAUAUUAAAAAGAAAAAGCACACAUUAUUGGAAGCCAUUUCUACUAAUCCGUUACAUUUUAACUUAUGAUUUGAUUUGAAUACUGUCAUGGGAGGAGCUGUGAGUGCUGGGGAAGAUAAUGAUGACUUAAUUGAUAACCUUAAAGAAGCUCAGUACAUCCGAACUGAAAGAGUAGAGCAAGCGUUCAGAGCCAUUGACCGCGGAGAUUACUAUCUGGAAGGCUACCGGGACAAUGCGUACAAAGACUUAGCCUGGAAGCACGGGAACAUUCACUUGUCAGCACCUUGCAUUUAUUCCGAAGUUAUGGAAGCUUUGAAACUUCAACCAGGAUUAUCUUUUCUUAACCUGGGCAGUGGAACCGGAUAUUUAAGUACAAUGGUGGGCUUAAUUUUAGGUCCUUUUGGAAUAAAUCAUGGGAUUGAACUUCAUUCAGAUGUGGUGGAAUAUGCCAAGGAGAAAUUGGAGAGCUUCAUCAAAAAUAGCGAUAGCUUUGAUAAAUUUGAAUUCUGUGAACCCGCAUUUGUGGUGGGUAAUUGCCUUCAGAUAGCUUCUGACAGUCAUCAGUAUGAUCGAAUUUACUGUGGAGCUGGAGUCCAGAAAGACCAUGAAAACUACAUGAAGAUCUUACUCAAAGUUGGGGGCAUAUUGGUCAUGCCUAUAGAAGAUCAGUUAACACAGAUUAUGCGGACUGGACAAAACACUUGGGAAAGUAAAAAUAUCCUUGCUGUUUCCUUUGCACCACUAGUACAACCUAGUAAGAAUGAUAAUGGCACACCGGAUUCUGUGGGGCUCCCCCCAUGUGCUGUCAGGAAUCUCCAAGACUUGGCUCGUAUUUACAUUCGACGCACACUUAGAAACUUCAUAAAUGAUGAGAUGCAAGCCAAAGGGAUUCCACAAAGGGCUCCACCCAAGAGGAAAAGAAAGAGAGUUAAACAGAGAAUUAACACUUACGUAUUUGUGGGUAAUCAGCUUAUCCCUCAGCCUCUAGACAGCGAAGAGGAUGAGAAAAUGGAAGAAGACAGCAAAGAAGAAGAAGAGAAAGAUAACAGCGAAGUUGUGAAACGUGAGGAGCCACCUCAGAACUUACUAAGGGAAAAGAUCAUGAAGCUGCCGCUUCCCGAGUCCUUAAAAGCUUACUUGACGUAUUUUAGAGACAAAUAACUUUACAAGGAAGAAUGCCUACUGAUAAUUCCCUUACUCUUGUAAAUGUAGUGUUUAUUAGGAGUUAGAGAAUUACUUCAUUAGAAUGAAUUAUCUCAGAAAAAAGCAUUAGUUAUUUCUCUUAAUGGCAGAAAUGAUGUAUUCAGUGAUUUAACAGAGUCUCUUUCCUAAAAUCUAUUUUUCUUAAAUCUUGAGAAAUUGCAGUUUUAGCUCAGUGAUCUCAAAGUGGAAUGUGUCAAUAGUUUGAACUUUUGUGUACAGUGAUUCCUUUCUGGUUCUUCAUGAAUUUGAAGUGUUGGGGGUUGAAUUUCAUUGUAUAAGAAGUUGAUAUAUUGUCACACAUAUAUAGACUUAUUUAAAUUGCAUUUUGCAUUUCUUUUAUGCGAGCUUGCUUAUCUAAUAAGGAAAGCAAAUGCUUGUAGACCUAUUUAACUUUUGUUCUAGACAUAUUCCGGGCGACAUGUGAGUGCAAUAAUAAUUCAAGAUGCUGAAUAAGUUAGCUUUAAAAACCAGAGACUUCAUGACAUUUUAUAGGCCUGAAACUUUUGCUUUUGAAUCUAUUGCCAAAAGACACAGGGAAAAUUCCUGCUUCUCUCAUUGAGAUUUUAAGAGCACAGCAAGUGAAUAUUAAAGGAGGAAGUGGCUACUUGACACAACUAGUUUUUAUGGGCCCUCUGUGUUCUCAGUAUUUAAAGAUAAUGAGGUUAUCUCAACUAGAAUUUUAAACAGUAGUAAAUUUAGGGCUGCUUUUAUGUAAUUAACUAUAAAGUACUAGAUUUGAAAAGACAUUCAUCGUCCCAUUUGCCUGUAAAUGUAAAAAAGUGUGUAAGUCACAGUAAGUGACCACUGCUUCUUAGACACCUCCAGUAGCAGGGGAGUGAUGUGGUCAUUGAGGCACGUCAGCAAGGGGACUUCUGGUUACGUGGAUAUUUAUCGUUGACAAGGUAGGCUCUUCUCGCCUCAUCUGCUCUGAAUCUUUCUGGUAUAGAUAGUCAUGGAAGUUGUAUGUAGAUGCCUUUAUAUUAAAAUUUGGUUCAGAAUCAUAGUGGGAUCUCUGGGACACAUACCAAGCUCAUUUGCCUUCAUUCUGUGUUUGAUUGUUUUUUUCUUUCUUUCUUUCUUUCUUUCUUUCUUUCUUUCUUUCUUUCUUCCUUCCUUCCUUCCUUCCUUCCUUCCUUCCUUCCUUCCUUCCUUCUUUCUUUCUUUCUUUCUUUCUUUCUUUCUUUCUAUGAUAAUGAUUUCACUUUUUGCUUAACAUUACCUUCUUAAGCUAUGUAGGAUAUCUGAUAAAACAGGCAGUGCAUUAGUUAUUGGUUCUUUUCUCCUAGUAAGGCCUGUACACAAUUAUCCCUUGUGAAGCUGUGAGAUGUGACCUACUUACUAUUUAACAUCACACAGAUUAUAUGCUUUUAAAGGAAAGUUUUCAAGGGUCUGUCUCACUUAUUCCCAACACAUCACUGUUAGAGCAACUACUCAGAUUUGCCUCAGGAAACACAAUCAUGAUUAUUUAAAUAGUUUUAAAUAACUCAGCUCCAAUAAUUCUGCAUUGAUGAAUCAGUUAAAAAAAGUUUAAACAUGAAAUUGACCCAAAUGAUUGAUAAUGUUUUAGUAGAGACAGUGUGAUGGAAAAAAUUCAUUUGGCUCUUGGUAGAAUGGGUGUGUCCAAUUUUUCUUAAUAUAAUUAGUAAACUAUUGUUAAGAAAUGCCCUAUCAUGUUUCUGUGCAAAAAGGGAAAGACACCUCCCACCCUCCCUGUGGUGGUGCUGUGAUUAAACCCAGGACCAGAACCUCAUGCAUGCUAAACAAGCGCUUUACAGCUGACAUAUAUCCUCAGACCAGCAUACUCUUUUGUUCUGUUAAAAAAUUUAUUUGAGAAGUUUAAUCUUGAAUUGCGGAUACACAUGAGAUUUUAUCUGAGAAGAGUUUUCAUUUAAUUUCCCCAUCCUGUCCCCCUACAUAUUUUUUUUUCUUGGAGCUGAUGUACAGUUGUCUGAAAUAUUCUUCAAUGAUCUUAUUAUUUAGGAGAGUUGUUAAUGAUAUAUUUGAAGGUGGGUGUUUUCAUGCUGUCUUCUGUUGACUUUGACAAAUUGUACAAUAGAUUAUCUUGAUCAUUGCAUUAUUGUCUCUGAAAUGUAUAUUUUUGUCCUUUUAAAUUCACUUAUUUUUCAGGUGUGACUUUCUGGUUGACUUUUAAAGGUAGGGAUAAGUGAAAAUUCAAGGAAAGCUGUCAUAUCUAUUAACUCAGAUGCAUUAGAUUAAGAAUAGAUGGGUUUGUGCAUAUUUUUAAUGAAGUUGUAUUUGUUUGAAUGUGGAAAGUUAUGUUUUAUAGUUAAUGGAGUAGUAAAUACAGAUGAAAUAAAAAUAAAUGGAAGAAAAUGAAAAAAAAAAAACCUCAAAAAGAAGCAAUACAAAAAUGCAAGUGAAAGGAAGCCAUAUGUGAUGGCUCAUGCCUGUAAUCAGCUCUUGAGAGGCUGAGGCAGGAGAAAUAGCACAAACUUAAGGCCAUCUGGGAUUUACAGAAUGAGUUUGAAGCCCAUCUGGGUCAUAAAGUAAGAACUGAACAUAAAUAAAAGAAAGUAUAUGAAAAUUAUGGGAAAUAGCCUCAUGAACUAACCUACAGACAAAAAUACAUUUAGUUUUAUCUUUGAAGACGAUGAAGCCUUGAAUGGUGGUGUGUGGUGCUUAAGUCUUGCAGCAGAUUGCAGGCAGGGCCUGAAGGAGCAUCCACCACCAUUGAAAUCCCAAGGGUCCGGCAACAAUGCCAUGCCAAGGGUGUAACUUGAAUCUAUUCUUCUCACUGGUCAACAUACUGGACUCUGAUUUUAAACAAAUGUUAAAAUAGCAAACAUGGUAAAAAUAAAAUACAAAGAGUGUGUUGAUUGUUUUAGAUGAAAGUGAAAGAAAGCCUGCUAAAUCAUUGGGCAACUUGGGAGGGAAAUCAUUUUAAAUAAACAAAUCACAUCAUUACACAGCA